Messenger RNA from Penicillium soppii, 990 nucleotides. RefSeq names its product aldose epimerase family protein. Gene Ontology annotation, biological process: glucose metabolic process; beta-D-galactose catabolic process via UDP-galactose, Leloir pathway. Gene Ontology annotation, molecular function: carbohydrate binding; aldose 1-epimerase activity. The transcript has 2 exons. The record is from RefSeq and is a predicted model, not a curated record. Lineage: Eukaryota; Fungi; Ascomycota; Eurotiomycetes; Eurotiales; Aspergillaceae. The coding region runs from base 1 to 990 and encodes 329 amino acids.
AUGGCCGAACUAGCUGCAUUUACCUUUCUGCCUCUGGGCGCGAUCAUCCAAGAGUUCCGUGUCGGGGACAAGAACAUCGUACUCGGGUUCCCCACGCAGGAGGACUACGUCAAGCACAACACCCCGCACUAUGGUGCCACCAUUGGUCGCGUUGCCAAUCGCAUCAAGGAUGGUCUUAUCCACGAUUUGAAUGGUCAGAAAGUUCAACUGACGAAGAACAAUGGUCCCAAUGCACUGCACGGGGGUGAAAACGGUUGGGGUAAACGUGUGUUUGAGGGCCCCAGCACCGUAAGACACAAUGGCCGCGAUGCCUUGCUGUUCAAGUACCUCCACAAAGAUGGUGAGGAGGGGUACCCUGGUACUGUGGAGGUGCGCGUGUGGUACAGCGCAAGCAAGGAGGGUGACGCUAAGUCUGUGCUGACCGCCGAGUACGAGGUGGAAUUCAUUGGCAAUGAGUGCGAGGAGACUGUGGUCAAUCUGACCAACCACAGCUACUUCAACAUCGGUGACGGCCCUGACAUAACUGGCACCACUGCACAGCUCGCCACAGGGGACUACCUGCCUCUCGACGACACUGGUAUUCCCACCGGCGGCAUCGCCAAAUUCCCACGCGAUGUGACGACCCCAUUCGAGCUUGCCGCGACAGGCGCACACAUUGACGACGUCUUCAUCCUGGAGCCCGAUGCCAGCAAGGUCCCGCUGGAUACGCGUGGCUUGCCCUUGCGACGCCUGGCGCAAUUCAGCAACUCAAGCACGGGCUUGCAUCUCGAGGUGCACAGCACCGAACCCGCGUUCCAGUUCUAUACGGGCAAGUACAUCAAUGUACCAUCGAUCAAUGGUGCCCCGGCCCACAAUGAGGGGGCUGGGUUCUGUGUGGAGCCUAGUCGGUUCGUGAAUGCGAUUAACGAACCCGAGUGGCGGUCGAUGGUGUUGUUGAAGAAGGGCCAGAUCUUUGGUUGCAAGACAGUCUACAAGGCAUGGCAGGAGUGA